Molecule: messenger RNA, 336 nt
Organism: Alnus glutinosa
Lineage: Eukaryota; Viridiplantae; Streptophyta; Magnoliopsida; Fagales; Betulaceae
Exons: 1
Coding region: 1-336 (111 amino acids)
Source: RefSeq, a predicted model, not a curated record
AUGAGGCCUGACAUUGCCUACUCAGUUAAUCAACUCUGCCAACACAUGCACAACCCCACUUUUGUCUACUUCACAACAGCAAAGAGAGUACUCAGAUAUCUCAAGGGUUUAGUGGAUUAUGGCCUCUAUUAUUGCAAAAGUCCUCUUAUCCUCAAUGUCUUUUAUGAUGCUGAUUGGGCAGGCAACCCUAAUGAUAGGUGCUCCACCUCUGGAUAUGGCAUAUUCCUUGUCUUUAAUCUCCUCUCCUGGUCAGCGAAGAAGCAAAGUGUGGUUUCCCGCUCCAGUACAGAAGCUAAAUAUCAUUCCAUGUGCCUCACCACUGCUAAAAUGUACUGA